AUAUAUAGGAGUGAGAGGCAGCGAAGAAAAACAGAUCUGUUCUGUCCUCUUCCUCGUACAACCACUUACUUUACAAUUCUUGAUACUGACCCUGCUCAGCUGUAGUCAUGACGACCAUGCUGCUGAGAGCGCUAGGAGCACUGCUCUGCUCCUUGGUUGUCACCGCUGAGGUUCUUCCCCAAGGAGACUUCAAUCUACAGGGGGUUGCAGGAAAGUGGUACCUGAUUGGAUUUGCUACUAAUGCCCAGUGGUUUGUCAGCCACAGGGCCGGCAUGAAGAUGGGCACCGCCAUGCUGACACCAACUGUUGAAGGAGACCUGGACAUGGCAUAUGCUAGCCUGAACACUGAUGGCUCCUGCUGGAGAAUGAACCACCUGGCUGAGAAGACAAACCUUCCUGGGAAAUUCAUCUUCAAGAGCCAGCGCUGGAAUAAUGAAAAUGACAUGCGUGUCGUUGAUGUUAAGUAUGAUGAGUACGCCCUCAUUCACACCAUCAAGACCAAGGGAGGUGUUUCAACUGUGCUCAACAAACUGUAUGCCCGCGGGACAGACCUGAGCCCUGACCUGCUGCAGAAGUUUAAGCAGUUCUCCCUGGACACUGGCAUUCUGCCUGAGAACAUUGCUAUCCUCCCCAAAAACGAUGAGUGUCCCGCUGCGUAAUUUCAUCGAUGCUCAUCACUUCCAAAGUGUCCUCCCUUGAUCCUUCUGCAUGGCUUUGCUACUUGAUGGGUAGGCAGACACAUGGCAACUGUGACAACCAAGAACCACCUUAAGCUGCAGUGACCCAUCUGGUUCCGCCUUAACCUGCAGCUACGCUACAUUACCCACUGAAGCCUAGUUUUCCACUUCCCCGAUUUGUUCCAAUAAAAUACUGUCUGGUGCUUUAUCAGUUUGUCAGGCAUCCCACUCUUAUAUAUGACGGUAUUUAAUACUUCUGAUCCUAAGUAAUACAAGCUGCUUUAGAAGUCUGAUCACAUGUAUGCCCUAUUGUAAAACCCAGCUGUAAAAGAAAAUGUUACCCUACUCCUUGCAGUUAUUAGUUGACAAUUACACACAGGGCCUUCAGAAAGUAUUCACAACCGUUUACUCUUUCCACAUUGUGUUGUGUUACAGCCUGAAUUUAAAAUGGAUUCCAUUGAGAUUUUGUGUCAAUGGCCUGUGGUGGAUAAAGUUACCCAAUUGUCAUACAGAUCAGAGGCAAUAGGGAUGACCAGGGAUGUUCUCUUGAUAAGUGUGUGAAUUGGACCAUUUUCUUGUCCUGCUAAGAAUUCAAAAUGUUACUAGUACUUUUGGCUGUCUGGGAAAAUGUAUGGAGUAAAAGGUACAUUAUUUUCUUUUGGAAUGUAGUGAAGUAAAAGUAGUCAAGAACAUAAAUAGUAAAGUACAGAACCAUAAAAACUACUUAAAGUAUUUUUACAACACUGACUGUCCUACACACAAUACCUCAUAAUGUCAAAGUGGAAAUAUGUUUUUAGAAAUGUCGAGUCAAUAAGUAUUCAAGCCCUUUGUUAUGGCAAGCCUAAGUAAGUUCAGGAGUAGAAAUGUGCUUAACAAGUCACAUAAGUUGCAUGGACUCACUCUUUGUGCAGUAAUAGUGUUUAACAUGAUUUUUGAAUGACUACCUCAUCUCUGUACCCCACACAUUAUCAUCUGUAAGGUCCCUCAGUCGAGCAGUGAAUUUAAAACACAGAUUAAACCAAAAAGACAGAAGUUUCCAAUGCCUUGCAAAGAAGCGCACCUCAUUAGUAAAUGGCAAAACAAUUAAAAAAGCAGACAUUGAAUAUUAUUUUGAGCAUAGUGAAAUGAUUAAUAGCACUUUGGGUGGUGUAUCAAUAUACCCAGUCACUACAAACAUACAGGCGUCCUUCCUAAUUCAGUUGCUGGAGAGGAAGGAAACUGCUCAGGUAUUUCACCAUGAGGCCCAUGGUGACUUUAAAACAGUAAAAUGGCUGUGAUAGAAAAUUAAGAAUGGAUCAACAACAUUGUAGUUAUGACAGAGUGAAAAGACGGAAGCCUCUAAGGAAUAAAAAUAUUCCAAAACAUGCAUCCUGUUUGCAAUAAGUCGCUAAAGUAAAACUGAAAAUGUGGCAAAGAAAUUAUCUUUGUCCUGAAUACAAAAUAUUAGGUAUGGGGCAAAUCCAACACAUCACUGAGUACCACUCGUCAUAUUUUCCAAGCAUGGUGGUGGCUGCAUCAUGUUAUGGUUAUGCUUGUCAUUGGCAAGGACUAGGGAGUUGUUUAGGAUAAAAAAAUAAAAGGAAUAGAGCUAAGCACAGACAAAAUCCUAGUGGAUAACCUGGUUGUCUGCUUUCCAACAGACACUGGGAGACAUUCACCUUUCAGCAGGUCAAUAACCUAAUACACAAGGCCAGAUAUACACUAGAGAUGCUUAUCACGACGACAUUCAAUGUUCCGGAGGGGCCUAGUUACAGUUUUGACUUAAAAUCGUCUUGAAAAUCUAUGGCAACACUUGAUAAUGGCUGUCUAGCAAUGAUCAACAAUCAACUUGACAGAGCUCAAAUAAAAAAAUAUAUAAUAAUGUGCAAAUAUUGUACAAUCCAGGUUUGCAAAGCUCUUGGAAACUUACCCAAAGACUCAGAUGAAAUCGCUUCUAAAGGUGAUUCUAACAUGUACUGACUCAGGGGUGUGAAUACUUACAUCAAUUGGAUAUUUCAGUAUUUAAUUUCCAAUACAUUUUCAAAAAUGUCUAAAAACAUGUUUUCACUUUUAUAAAAAAAUUAAAAAAUCCAUGUUUUAUUCAGGCUGUAACAAGAAUAUGGAAUAAGUCAAGGGGUAUGAAUACUUCCUGGAGGCACUGUAUUGGUCAAUUAUUAAAAAGACAAACAAGCAGGUAAAA
Molecule: messenger RNA, 2856 nt
Organism: Oncorhynchus kisutch (coho salmon)
Lineage: Eukaryota; Metazoa; Chordata; Actinopteri; Salmoniformes; Salmonidae
Product: lipocalin
Exons: 6
Coding region: 108-659 (183 amino acids)
Molecular function (GO): small molecule binding
Source: RefSeq, a predicted model, not a curated record